Pogona vitticeps (central bearded dragon) is the source of this 1989-nucleotide messenger RNA. It is a transcript of the gene KCNAB2, whose product is annotated as potassium voltage-gated channel subfamily A regulatory beta subunit 2. The record is from RefSeq and is a predicted model, not a curated record. Lineage: Eukaryota; Metazoa; Chordata; Lepidosauria; Squamata; Agamidae. Gene Ontology annotation, biological process: regulation of potassium ion transmembrane transport; transmembrane transport; potassium ion transport. Gene Ontology annotation, cellular component: juxtaparanode region of axon; membrane; cytoplasm. Gene Ontology annotation, molecular function: voltage-gated potassium channel activity; potassium channel regulator activity; transmembrane transporter binding.
GAGAAGCGGGGGAUGCGAUUCCCUCGCCCCGAGUCUCUCCAAACAGAUUUCGCUUGGGUUCCUCCCCUGCACAGGCUCUAGAUCCGUUUUUCCUUGGCGGGAGGAGGGUUGUCGUCCCCCAUCCUGAACCCGAGAGAGAGGUAAAUGGGGUGAACAGGAAAGUUGCCGUCCUACCCCUCCUGGUGCUUGCUUUCCUCCGGCGCCCGCUCAGCAGUCUGCUUUUGCCCGUGCCCCUCUGCUGGAUCCCACCAUCCGUCCGUCCAUCUCUCUCACACACAAACACACACACACCCUUUCCUCUCUUAUUUCCUGGUCUCCUUUCCUUCCUCUUCCUUCCCUGGGGUUUGAUGCCAUUAGACCAAAAAGCAGCAGCAUCAGCUACAGGAGCUCUAAAGUGAGCGUUGAUCGAACCAAGCUGGACCCUGGAGGUUGGCUCCAUGUAUCCGGAAUCGACCACGGACUCACCGGCUAGAUUCUCAGGCAGGCAGACGGGCUCCCCAGGCAUGAUUUACAGUGCUCGCUACGGGAGUCCCAAACGGCAGCUCCAGUUUUACAGGAACCUUGGAAAAUCGGGACUGCGCGUUUCCUGCCUCGGCUUAGGAACAUGGGUGACCUUUGGAGGACAGAUCACCGACGAGAUGGCGGAGCAGCUCAUGACCCUGGCGUACGACAACGGCAUCAACCUCUUUGACACGGCAGAGGUCUACGCCGCGGGGAAGGCUGAAGUGGUGCUAGGGAAUAUCAUCAAGAAGAAAGGAUGGAGACGGUCGAGCCUGGUGAUCACAACCAAGAUCUUCUGGGGAGGAAAAGCAGAGACAGAAAGGGGACUUUCGCGAAAGCACAUUAUAGAAGGCUUGAAGGCUUCUUUAGAACGGCUGCAGCUGGAAUACGUGGACGUGGUGUUUGCUAACCGGCCGGACCCCAAUACGCCGAUGGAAGAGACGGUGAGAGCCAUGACCCACGUGAUCAACCAAGGAAUGGCCAUGUAUUGGGGGACAUCGCGAUGGAGCUCCAUGGAGAUCAUGGAAGCCUAUUCAGUGGCUCGGCAAUUCAACCUCAUCCCCCCCAUCUGCGAACAAGCAGAGUACCACAUGUUCCAGAGGGAGAAGGUAGAAGUACAGCUGCCAGAGCUUUUCCACAAGAUCGGCGUGGGCGCCAUGACCUGGUCCCCCUUGGCGUGCGGAAUUGUUUCGGGGAAGUACGACGGCGGGAUCCCCCCUUACUCGCGGGCCUCGCUCAAAGGCUACCAGUGGCUGAAAGACAAGAUCUUAAGCGAGGAAGGACGGCGGCAGCAAGCUAAGCUGAAGGAGCUGCAGGCCAUUGCGGAGCGGCUAGGCUGCACCCUGCCUCAACUUGCCAUCGCCUGGUGCUUACGGAACGAAGGCGUCAGUUCCGUCCUUCUAGGGGCAUCGAAUGCAGACCAGCUAAUGGAGAAUAUUGGAGCAAUACAGGUCCUUCCCAAACUGUCCUCUUCCAUCAUCCAUGAGAUUGAUAGCAUCUUGGGCAAUAAACCUUACAGCAAAAAGGACUACCGAUCCUAAACGGGGGUUAUCCCCGUCUGCCUGGGACUUUCUCCUUAACUCCUAGCCUCUCCCGUUUGCUCGCUUAAAGCUAUUACUGAAGCCAAGUGGCGUCCGAUUUGCAUCCGCGAAGAAGGGGCGGCGACGGAUCCACAGACGUCCGGCGGAAAACGUUUUGCUCCGGAACCUCCCGAGAGGCUGCCUCGGCUUCUUCCGUCCACGUUGGUGUUUUUCGAACGGCAAGACAACUAAACCGGUUGGGCAGAGGACUUGAGAAAAGCUAGGUCAACAUGGCGUCCUUUUAGCAAUUUCUUAUUUUUGUCCCCCCUGUUUUUCGCAGUUGUAUUUUUCUUCCUCUAAAAACUUCUGUAUGCACAGAAAGAAUGUCACGGGGCUUGGUUUCUCUCCCUCCCUCCCUUACAGUUGGUCUAAAGCUGGCACUGAUGAAUAGAUAACUUUUUUUAUUGUC